AUGACGGUUCCGGUUCACGAGUUAGAACCUAACGGAAAAGAACCGCGGUUCCGGUUCUCGACUUAGAACUGAAGCGAAACGAACCUCGGCUCCGGUUCCCGACUGGGAGGAGAACCGCGGUUCCGGUUCCCGACUUAGAGGAGAACCGCGGUUCUCGGUUCUCGGCUUAGAACCGGAGAACAAUUUUUCAGGCAGUUCAACAAAAUAAAUUCAUUUUAUUGUAACCCAAAGGAUUGUUUUAAAUAAUGGCAGGCAAAUAUAUCUUUUUUGCAGCUUUAUCAAUAGUGUGUUUUCAUUUUGUUAAAAGAAAGUCAAGACAGAAAGAUAAGGCAGAAGAGAAAAGAAUGAGUUAUUGGUUGUUUUGUAUUUCAUAAAGAAAUACAAAGGACGGGGGAGGAUAAGUGACUGACGAGCAUCCCAAUAAAACUCAAUGAAACUUACAUAUUCGGAAUCAGAGUAAAAUUUUGAGUAUUUUAGCCGUCUCAACUUUCCAAAAAUCGCAUUAUGAUCUUUAUCGAAAAAUUUAAGGGCAAAGGACCUUGGAACAUCGAAAAACGUUUUUCCUCUAAAAUUUUCGAAACACACCUUUUCUGACUCAGAAUUUUGUGCUGAUCACGAAUAUGAGAACUAAAGUUAGAAAAAGUAAACAUUUCGUGGAGCUGAAUGCCAAAAACUGAAGGUUGGUCAAGGUCAGUCCAAUUGAUAGUUUGCAAGUUUUCACCAAGAAAGAGUCAUUCAACAAACUUGAAACUAAACAGUUAUUGGUGAAAAUAGUUGGUCUAUCCAAAUAUGUAAACAAAAAUGCAGUGUGAGCGUAUUUUGAGCAAAAAUAUUACGAAAAAAAGGAAAAAUAGUCAAAAAUUAAUCAAUAAUUAGUGUUUUCAAGAACGUUUCACACCUUUUUCGAUUUUUAUUUUAGCACCAAUGAAUAGAGCGUGAAAAACUGCGUCUAGCAUGUAAGUUUCACAUUAGUUCAAGAUUUCGUUUGGAAUGCAGAGGCGACACAGUGAAGGAUUGUGGGCGAUUUUUGACUAUUUUUCCUUUUUUUCGU
Molecule: messenger RNA, 1051 nt
Organism: Didymodactylos carnosus
Lineage: Eukaryota; Metazoa; Rotifera; Eurotatoria; Philodinida; Philodinidae
Source: the annotation of a GenBank genome assembly